This is a messenger RNA of Exophiala spinifera, 660 nucleotides long. RefSeq lists its product as uncharacterized. Lineage: Eukaryota; Fungi; Ascomycota; Eurotiomycetes; Chaetothyriales; Herpotrichiellaceae. Bases 1 to 660 code for a protein of 219 amino acids. Gene Ontology annotation, cellular component: mitochondrion. The record is from RefSeq and is a predicted model, not a curated record. Gene Ontology annotation, molecular function: flavin adenine dinucleotide binding; flavin-dependent sulfhydryl oxidase activity. The transcript has a single exon.
AUGCCUCGAGGACCUCCUCCUUUCCUUGUCCUCAUUGCCGCCGUCUCUCUAUUCGUGUGGUAUGUCGUUUGGACGGCCGGCCCUCCUCGCGACAUGACGGCAUUCUCCUACUCGGACAAAAUCCAAGAAAAGAUCAAGCCCAAGCUGUCACAACACUUCGCCCCCAUGGCGGACGAUACCGAAGUUGUUAUCCAUGGCGAGCAUGUGAUGGGUAAGCUCGGGAACGAGACAUUGAAAGCUGAACUUGGUCGUGCCGCGUGGAAAGUCUUGCAUACCACCAUGGCACGGUUUCCCGACAAGCCGACGCAGGACGAACAGGAUGCUCUGAAAAACUACCUCUUCCUCUUCGCUCGACUGUAUCCGUGCGGCGAGUGUGCCGAGCACUUCCAGAAGAUCCUCAAAAAGUAUCCUCCACAGACAUCCUCGCGAUCCAGUGCUGCGGCGUGGGCGUGCUUUGUACACAAUCUGGUCAACGAGCGCAAAGGAAAGCCGAUCUUUGACUGCGCCAAUAUUGGCGAUUUCUACGACUGUGGUUGUGGUGAUGAUGAGAAGGAUGCAAUUUCUGCUGCGGGAGCGAAGAGCAGUUCUGUUGCCGCCGGCAAGCCAUCGAGGCAUGAAUCUGUUGAGAUCGAGGUGGAAGGUCCCACAAGAGGUGGUUGA